This is a messenger RNA of Bufo gargarizans (Asiatic toad), 1282 nucleotides long. RefSeq lists its product as uncharacterized. The record is from RefSeq and is a predicted model, not a curated record. NCBI's taxonomy places the organism in Eukaryota, Metazoa, Chordata, Amphibia, Anura, Bufonidae. The transcript is spliced from 7 exons. Bases 67 to 705 code for a protein of 212 amino acids.
CACCACAGCGCCUGCUGCUCAUUACUGAGGGUCUGUCACAGUGUGACCCAGGACUGUGGGGGCGGGAUGGAUCUGUUAGAGCAGUUUCUUGCUGGGGAUGAAGAAAAUCUUUGCUCCUGCACUUUGGAGGAACUCAAGAAAAUUGUCCAGCUCUUAGCCGAUCAGGUCCGGUCAAAACGAGAGGAAAUGUGCAAGACCAAAGCCGAGGUGCAGAACCAGGAGGCCGAGACCGCUAAAAGAAGUUUGAGCAGAGAGUUUCUCUUCUCCCAGUUGGCUCAGAUUAUGGAUCUGCAGGAAGCUCUGGAAGAAGAAGAGAAAAUGCAGCAGCAGCUCCAGGCGGUGACACAUGAAAUGGAAAGAUUAAGUGAAGCUCGGAGCUCAGAGUCCUGUGACGCCUUGGAAAUGCGAAUUAAGGAAGCUGAAGAUCUCUUGUCCACUUGCUGUCAGCAGGAAAAGGCGCUUCUGGCUGAAGUAGAAAUUCUGAAGACGUCGCUGGAGAAAUCACAAGCUACACUGGGACAGACGACGUCCGAGCGUCAGGCAGUGGAGAUGGAGCUGCUUGCUCUGCAGAACACUCUCUCUGCCCGGAGUCGCCUGGCACAUGGUGAUGCCGCCCUGGUGCUCGGCGCAUGUAUAGAGGAAAUGGGCUUACGGAAUGUCAUACCAGGAAAGCUGCGCAAAAAAUCAGAUUCACCUCGAUGCUGACCAGAAGGGAAACUUCCGUGAUCAGUGUAAAAACAUGAGGACUGUGAAUCAUAGGCCAAAUCUUCGUGCAGUCCCGAAACUCCCCUGCAGGGGGCGCAUGGUGCCAAAUUAAUUUAUUUCAGUAGCAUGGAGGAAUUGAUGCUAAAGACUGGAGCCAUUUCUAUCUCUUGUCAUGUCUUCUGUCAUCUGGAUGAUCGCCGUGGGACACUGUUUUUGAGUAAUGCGUCAAAUGUCUUGUAAAAUGAUUUAUUGAAGCGCUGUACAAGCUUUCUGUCUUUUGUUAAGGCAUCGCUUUUGUCUUGUGAUCACUGUUACCUGGGAUUCCUUAGCAAUGAUGGAGCUUGAGAUGUACCCUGAGCUUAUACUAAUUUUUUUAUCAUAAAGCAGAGCUGCAGUAUAAAGUAUUGGGGGGGGGCUAUAGGUCCAUCUGUGGUUAAAGAAUGCUGAAGUGCAUGGAGUUGUGGGAAAUCACAUAGGACCUUUCUGUAGUGCCCACCUGAUCUCCGUGUACGUUUGAUCAUUUACCAUUGUUGUAUCUUAGCGUGAUGUCAUGAUUAAAGGGGUCCUCUCACCGUGA